Messenger RNA from Lolium perenne, 1933 nucleotides. Lineage: Eukaryota; Viridiplantae; Streptophyta; Magnoliopsida; Poales; Poaceae. The record is from RefSeq and is a predicted model, not a curated record.
UCCUACUAUGGCUUCUCUUCCUCCCCUGCCUGAGGAUGGAGAAGUCGAAGAACAAGCUAUCGUUGCCGAAGACAAUCAAGGUUCUUCUCUUUAUGAAAGUGAAGUCGCAGGUUCUCACAAAUCUGCGGCUUCCCAUGAAAAGGAAGUUGGAUCUGAAGCCAGCGAGUCGACGCAAUCCCUUCCUCCUGCUGUUUCCCCAAAGAACAAAAGGAAAAGGGAUGACGCCGAAGCUUCCGGCACCUCCAAACCCGAAGAAACUGUUCCUUCUCAUCCGGAGUCGGCUUAUGAUCGAUACCUCGGAACUCUUAUCAGUUCGUAAGUACCAUCUCCCUGUUUUUUUGUACUUUGAAGAUUUUUUGUCUAUCUUGCCUUUAUAUUGUCGACUUGUACUCGUAGUGAUGAUGAAGAAGUGUUACCAACUGUUGAUGUGGCUACUCGAACGAGUACGUCACAUACAUUAGUCGCCUCGGAAACGCCAGUCGAAGGGGAAGAAACGUCGCCUCCUCGACAAAAUGUCGGCACCGCGACUCCUCCGACAAGCCCCCGAGCCUCUUCACCGAAAAGGGCAAGGACGGAGAUUAUCGCGGAACCUACUCUCCAAUUGAGUAGCUCCUCGAACCUUCUCAUGGAGGAUCCUAUGAUCAAGGAUCUUCUUCGCAUCGGUGCCCAAUUUGUUGGGUACCGUGAAUAUGCUAAUAAAACUGAAGAAAAACUGACGGAAGCCAAUGAGCGUGCCAACACACUUGCUCAACAGUUAGAGCAUAGUGAAAAGGCUCGCAAAAAGGCCGAAUUGGAUGCUACUGAAGCUAGGGCAGAAGCUGACAAGGCCAAGGCUGACGCUGCUGGUGUCGAAGAUCUUAGAAAAAGGCUUCACACCGCUGAAACUUCACUGAGCGAUCACAUGGCUGCCCAAUCUGCUCGCGAAGAGGCGAUCCUUAAGCGCUUAAGGACACAAAGUCGCCGCUUCGUCGCUAGAACAGCUCAAGAGUUUCAACUUGAAGAACCCGCCAAUGAUCCUCUUCUUGACGCCCUUUCAUUCCUCGAGGUUCAUGGAUCAGAGGCACGCGAAGGCAUUGAUCAGGCCAAAGCAGGGUUGUCGCGGCUUUUUCCUUAUUUUUUCCCAAAGAAAGAGGAACCCGCAACUUUCCUUGACCUCGCCAAGAGCUUCAAUUCAUCAGAAGACCUUGGACUGAAAAUGCGCCAAGAAAACAUGAAGGUUGCUGUCGAAAGCACUGUUGCCCUGGUUGCUGACAGCCAACAAACUAUUGAUUGGAUGAAGGUUGGCGACACCAAUCAAAUAGAGCAGUCGAGGUGGAGGUCGCUGAUUAAGGCAGCCAAACCCAACACGAAGAAAAUCUUGGCAUAUCUCGGGAUCAAGCCACCCUCGACUCCCAGCUCAUCAAGGCCGGAGGUCUAGUUUCAUAUUCUUUUGCUUUGUUUUAGUUUACCUCCUCCUUUUGGUACUAUCGCUGUAAUGCUCCUGGCGAUGAUUAGGUCUUGUAGAGGUCCUCUUUUGUAAUAGACAUGUAUAUACUACAAGAAUGAAUGGAAGUCGAACUUUGUCUCAAUGAUUGAUGUCGACGUUUUUCUAUUUUUCAGUUGAUUUUUGACAAUUAUUCAUCAAUUCCUGGUCCUCCCGAAGUUUUUCCUUCGUCCCUUUCGAAGAAGUCUUCUGUCCCUGUUAACCUUGAUGAUUCUUCGAGUAUGGAUCUGAUAGAAGAAUUGAAAGAACUUCGAGUACAACUCCAGUCUGUGAAGAAGCAGUCGCUUAUACUUAUGGAGCAGUCUCGAGAAUCUUCUGAAAAGGAGAAAAUUGCGCUCCAACAAGCUCAGGAUGCCAUAUCUGAGAAGGACGCUGCUGUUGCUGAGGCUGCCGCAGCUACAUCUCGAGAAAAUUCUAUGCUCCAGCUGCUAACAGAUGCUAGCUUGGAUA